GAAAAUAAUAUAAGCCGGUGGCAUUUUCUUUUCUUCAGAGUUUGGAUUCAGUCAUCAACGCGUAUUUAAUUAUGUGUUUUUAAAAACCACAUGUUGCCGGCACAUAAUCGUCCUUUUCCAAAACAGAGAACAAUUAUCAAACACAAACUAAAAUUUAAGCUAUAGUAUCUGCUAAAUAUAGUGUGUAAGAAAUUAUUCCUAAUUUCCUUCUUAUAUACGAUCAAAUUCAGCAACCUAAUCAGCAUAUUUUCAUUAACUUAUAACAAAAAAUAAUCCAAUUAACAUGGCUGAUUACCAAGGUUACUUCUUACUUUUCAUCAUAUGGCUAAUAUCCACAAUUUUGGUACGAACCAUACUUAAAAGAAAACAGAACAAAUCUAAUUUACCUCCAACUCCAUUAUCCUUACCCAUCAUUGGACACCUUCACCUUCUUGGUCCAAUCCCUCACCAAGCAUUUCACAAACUCUCCACACGCUAUGGACCAAUAAUGCAUCUUUUCCUUGGUUCUGUCCCUUGUGUCAUAGCUUCCACACCAGAAACAGCAAAAGAGUUUCUUAAAACUCAAGAAACCUAUUUUUCAAACCGUCCUCAAAGUUCAUCUGUUGAUUAUUUAACAUAUGGCUCACAAGACUUUUCCUUUGCCCCUUAUGGACCUUAUUGGAAAUUCAUGAAGAAAAUAUGCAUGUCUCAACUUCUUGGUGGUCACACACUCACUCAACUUCUUCCUUUGAGGAGACAAGAGACAACAAGGUUUGUUAAACUUUUGAUCAAAAAGGGGGAGGAGAAUGAGGCCGUUGAUGUCGGUGGAGUGCUUAUGACGCUGUCGAAUAACGUUGUUUCGAGGAUGAUUAUGAGUCGGAGUUUUUGUGAAAGUGAUGGUGAGGCUGAUGCGGUGAGGAAGUUGGUGCAAGACACUGCACAUUUAACUGGGAAGUUUAAUGUUUCGGAUUUUAUUUGGUUUUUUAAGAACUGGGAUGUGCAGGGGUUUGGCAAAAGAUUAAAGGAAAUUAGGGAUAGAUUUGACUCUAUGAUGGAGAGGAUGAUUAAGGAGCAUCAAGAGGAAAGGAGGAGAAGAAAAGAAGUUGGUGGAGGAGAUGGUCAAAUCAAGGAUCUACUUGAUAUAUUAUUGGAUAUACUUGAAGAUGAGAGCUCCGAAAUCAAUUUGACAAUGGAGAACAUAAAAGCCUUUAUCUUGGACAUAUUUAUGGCUGGAACAGACACAUCAGCCCUAACCAUUGAGUGGGCUUUGUCAGAGUUGAUUAACAACCCACUUGUGAUGGAUAAAGCAAGACAAGAGAUUAAUGAUGUAGUUGGAAACAAUAGAAUAGUAGAAGAAUCAGAUCUUAUCAACCUUCCUUACCUACAAGCAUUAGUCAAAGAAACACUAAGGAUUCACCCUACAGGCCCAUUAAUUGUUAGAGAAUCAUCUGAAAAUUGUUCCAUCUUGGGCUAUGAGAUUCAAGCAAAGACACAAUUGUUUGUUAAUGUUUGGGCUAUUGGAAGGGAUCCAAAUCAUUGGGCCAACCCACUUGAGUUUAGGCCCGAGAGGUUUAUUAGUGAAGUGGGGAAUUUAGAUGUUAGGGGACAACAUUUUCACUUGUUACCAUUUGGAAGCGGAAGAAGAGGGUGCCCUGGAACUUCACUGGCUUUGCAAGUUGUGCAAACAAACCUUGCUGUUAUGAUUCAAUGUUUUGAAUGGAAGAUUAAAGGAGGUAGUGUGAUUGUUGAUAUGGAAGAGAAACCUGGGUUAACUCUUUCAAGGGCUCAUCCUUUAAUUUGUGUCCCUGUGCUUAGGUUUGAUCCUUUUCCUUCCAUGUGAUUUUGAUCAUUGAUCAAGCUUUGGGGUGGAAAAAAAACUAGAUUAAAAAUUUGCAUUUUGGGUCCUCUUGUUUAUGUGAUAUUUAUAAUUGUCAAUUUAUUUGUGGUAUUCAUACUUUGUGUUGCAAAUAAUAUAACUCUCGAUUUGACAAA
Messenger RNA from Cicer arietinum (chickpea), 1971 nucleotides. RefSeq names its product cytochrome P450 93A3. Lineage: Eukaryota; Viridiplantae; Streptophyta; Magnoliopsida; Fabales; Fabaceae. Gene Ontology annotation, molecular function: monooxygenase activity; iron ion binding; oxidoreductase activity, acting on paired donors, with incorporation or reduction of molecular oxygen. The record is from RefSeq and is a predicted model, not a curated record.